AUGCCGACGUACAAGGUCAGGGGAAUCGACGUAGAUUUCCCAUAUGAAGCCUAUGAUUCCCAGCUCGUUUACAUGGAUAAAGUCAUGCAAUCGCUUCAGGAGGAAAAAAAUGCAUUGUUGGAGAGUCCUACAGGAACUGGAAAAACGUUGUGUCUUCUAUGUGCUACUUUAGCCUGGCGGAAGAGUUUGGGCAGUUUCACUACUGGUUUAAGCUUAAAGACCAGCGAUAAGGGUAAAACUGAAAUUUCUUUGUCACAGUCCGGGGCUUCAAAUUUUCCUGCAAUUGUAUAUGCUUCACGCACCCACAGUCAGAUACGUCAAGUUAUUCAAGAGUUGAAACGGACAUCUUACAGACCUAAGAUGACAGUUCUUGGUUCUCGGGAGCAACUUUGCAUUCAUGAAAAAGUGAAGUUACUUCGCGGAAAAACACAAACAAAUGCUUGUCGAUCUGCCUGUCGAAGGCGUGCAAAGCCGAAGCAUCAAUGUAACCAUUUCCAAAAUGUUCCUGAGUAUUUGAAGCACAAUCCUAAUCUUGGAGAAGAGCCUGUGGAUAUCGAGGAUUUGGUAAAUAUUGGCAGGACAUCUGGGCCGUGUCCUUAUUAUUUAUCAAAGGAGCUCCACAAGGCUGUUGACAUAAUAUUCGCUCCAUACAACUAUCUUAUUGAUCGAGGGUAUAGAAGUUCUCUGCAACUUUCUUGGAGCAAUAGUGUACUCAUAUUCGAUGAAGCUCACAACCUGGAAGGGAUAUGUGCUGACGCAGCCUCCUUUGAUCUGCCUUCUUGGCUUCUAACAGCUUGCAUUACUGAGGUCCAAAGUGUUGUUGACCUUUUAAUAGUAAGAAGAAAUAAAUCAAAUGAUAAGUCACAAAAUCCAGAUGAUUUUGCUAUCCUUAAAGCACUUCUUCUAAAACUUGAGAAGCGUAUUGCUGAGGUUCAUAUUGAAUCUAAGGAGUUGGGGUUCACGAAACCUGGGCCUUAUAUUUUUGAACUGCUGGCUGAUCUUAAUAUCACACAAAAGACUGCUUCUAAGCUUAAAAGUAUAAUCGCUGAAGCUGUAACUCUUCUUGAGGAAGAAAAUCAGGAGAAAUCAACUGGCACCAUCUGCAGAUUGGAUAGUAUCAAGGAUAUUCUUGAUAUUGUUUUCAAGGACGGAAAAACUUCUCAUGCUAAAUACUACCGUGUUCAUGUGAAGGAGGUUGAGGCUUGGGGGGCCAAUAGUUCUAAAGGUCAGGUGUCAAGAACACUCAGCUGGUGGUGCUUUAACCCAGGAAUAGCCUUGGAAGGAUUUGCCAAGGAAGGGGUUAGAUCAAUUAUAUUGACAUCAGGCACAUUAUCCCCUUUGGACUCUUUCGCUGAGGAACUGAAAUUAGACUUCCCUAUUCGGCUGGAAAAUCCACAUGUAAUAGGCCCAAAUCAGAUAUGGGCUGGCGUUGUUUCGGUUGGUCCUUUAGGGCGUACUUUUAACUCCUCUUACCGCACUCGUGAUACCAUGGAGUACAAACAGGAGCUUGGAAAUGCAAUUGUGAAUUUGGCUCGAAUUGUCCCAGAUGGGCUUCUCGUAUUCUUCCCAUCUUAUUACCUUUUGGAGCAAAGCAUUCAGUGCUGGAAAAGUAUUAGUAAUGAAAAUUCAGCAUCAAUAUGGGAGAGAAUUUGCAAACACAAAAAACCAGUUAUAGAGCCUAGGGAAUCUUCACAGUUUGCCUCAUCAAUUAAGGACUACUUAACUAAGCUGAACGACACCACUGCAUCUGGAGCUGUCUUUUUUGCUGUUUGUCGUGGGAAGGUAAGCGAAGGAUUAGAUUUUGCAGAUCAUGCAGGUAGAGCUGUGGUCAUUACUGGUUUGCCAUUUGCCACAAGCAUUGAUCCUAAGGUUCGUCUAAAACGUGAAUACUUGGAUCAACAAUCUGGAGCACAAGGACAGUCGUUCAAGGUUCUAACCGGAGAUGAGUGGUAUAAUCAACAAGCUUCUCGAGCUGUGAAUCAAGCUGUUGGACGUGUAAUUCGCCAUCGCCAUGACUAUGGAGCCAUUAUUUUUUGUGAUGAAAGGUUUGCACAACCUCAUCGCCAAUCCCAAUUCUCAAAAUGGAUACAGCCUCACAUCAAGUGUUACUCAAGAUUUGGAGAAGUUGUUUUUACUCUAACUCGCUUUUUUCGAGAUGGGCGAACUCGAGGUUCUACAAAGCUGUCACUAUUGGAAGCUGAAAAUGGUGGGAAUCUGGGAGAAAUGCCAUCAUCAGAGCACUUUACUGACAAAUUUCACAUGGAAAAACUUCUACAACCUUUGCCUACACCAAUGACUCCAAAUUGUACUUCGAAAGCUUCAUCUUUGCUUGACACAAAAAAGGGCUACACUUCAUUUGUGGGGGGAAUUCUGCCUGCCAAUCGCUCAUCUCUGUCUUCUGACCGUAGGUUGACCAUAGGUUGUGACAGUUCAAGUGAUACCCGCGAGACAAUUUUGCACAAAAGGAGGACUGUGCUGUCACAAGAACCUGAUGGGUUUGGUUUGGGUGAUAGUUGUCAACUGGGUGAAAAAUCAAAGAAUAUGCUAAUAGCCCCUUGUUUUACCAAGAAGCGUAGAUUUAUAGCGGGAGAGUAUGACCUAAAGCAACAUUUUGGAAAUUCUAAUGAGCAAUCACCAUCAGGUAGUCAAAAUGCUCAAGGUGAUAUAGAUCUGCAAUGUAAAGAUAAUGUGACCUCUCCAAGUAGAAACACUGAGUUUCUUAGACAAAAAGAUAAUCUUCCUGCUGAUUCAACACCUUCUACUGCAGAUGGAACCCAAGGAUCAGCAUUCCUUACUCAGGUCCGAGAUAAACUCAGUGCUGCAGAAUAUAUAGACUUUGUGGGUUAUAUGAAAGCGCUGAAGACCAAAACAUUGAAGAUUAGUGAAGUUUUACUAAGCAUUUCUAGAUUGUUCUCUGGACCUGAGAGGUUACCUCUUCUUAAAAGGUUCAAGGAUUACAUCCCAGCAAAAUAUCAUUCUUUGUAUGAGCAAUAUGUUGAAGGAAAGGUUGAUUGA
This is a messenger RNA of Lathyrus sativus (Indian pea), 3015 nucleotides long. The record is from the annotation of a GenBank genome assembly. NCBI's taxonomy places the organism in Eukaryota, Viridiplantae, Streptophyta, Magnoliopsida, Fabales, Fabaceae.